This is a messenger RNA of Amoebophrya sp. A120, 962 nucleotides long. NCBI's taxonomy places the organism in Eukaryota, Dinophyceae, Syndiniales, Amoebophryaceae. The record is from the annotation of a GenBank genome assembly.
CAAAAAUCUUUGCAGAACGAUGUUGUAACAGCGACGAAAAACGUAAACAUAGUAUGACGAAAGUAGAGCUGUUGCCGUUUCGCUUGUUUGGUGAAUGAAAAGUGUAAACAGUGUGCGUUUCAAGAUUAUACCACGACGUAUCAGUACCUGACUAGGAACCACAGCGGCACCUCGUUCUUUCAUUGCGCUUCUAAAAUAACAAAUCAUGCAAGCAGCUGCACCCGGCGGCGGCAUGCAGGGGGCUGCAGCGGGCCCGCAGCUUUCUCAAGCGGAAAUUGCAGUAGCGGAAAUGAAGGGCAUGGCAGAUUGCUUCUCAAAACUCCAGUCCAGCUGUUACGCGAAGUGCAUACCGAUAUCAAAUGUAAAAAUGUCUGUGUCUGGAAGAAUGCAAGAUUUGUCAUGCAGAUUUCUUAUGAACCAUGAUGCCUGUAAUGCAUGAACUAGCAUCACAGACUUUUAGAGGGCUUCCUGAUCAUGCACCCUCCGCAUGAGAAAUGCCCUGUCCGUGUAGCACAAACUGUACCCCUCUUGCUGGUCAUGCAAUACAAAUUUUUUUAGACUCCAAAAACAGCAUGACAAGUUCCAACCUUCCAGACCCAGACACUUUUACAUUUGAUAACCGAACGUGAAGGAGCCAACGCUGUCAGCGGGGGAGCAAAGUUGUGUCGACAGGUGUGUGUCAAAGUACUUAGACGUCCACCAGAUUGUCGGGAAGGAGUUGGCGCAGGCGAUGCAAAAUGCGAACCCGAUGGGCUGAGAUUAGGCACAGAUUGAGUAACCUUUGUUUGUAAUGAGAUGAGCAAGCUGUCUUGGACAGAUUUCCAAUCUCGAGGACAUCUUGAUCCUGUGACGAGCUUAUUCUUUGUGGGUCAUUUAGAUUUUACGAUAACGACUCAUUGUUUUGCAACCACGAAAUAGCGCGACAAAAAUACAACGACUUGCUAGAAACAUCGGCACUCCAG